Fragaria vesca subsp. vesca is the source of this 1964-nucleotide messenger RNA. RefSeq names its product serine/threonine-protein kinase PBS1-like. Gene Ontology annotation, molecular function: protein kinase activity; ATP binding. The coding region runs from base 449 to 1618 and encodes 389 amino acids. The record is from RefSeq and is a predicted model, not a curated record. Gene Ontology annotation, biological process: protein phosphorylation. The transcript is spliced from 7 exons. Lineage: Eukaryota; Viridiplantae; Streptophyta; Magnoliopsida; Rosales; Rosaceae.
GAGAAAGAAACCAUUAAAUGAUUCACGGGCCAAAAAUUAAAAUAAUUUAUUGCUGGGCGAGGGGCACCGAUAUUUCUCUGAAUCUAGCGCAGUAUUGUCAAUUAUUUUCCCCAUUUUGCCCUCGAUUGGCUUCCAGAUUUCCCAUAAUUUGAUGGGGGUAGAUUUAUUUAAUCUUAUUUAUUGUUGGUUCUAUUAAUGGUGUGCAUCUUAAUCCAAAUCCAAAUCCAACAAAUAUCCCCCAAUUCGGUUUUUUAUAAUUUUUUGGAGGAAUUUUGGGGGUGAGCCGGGGACCUGGCAAAAGGUUCGCCUUCAAAAUCUCUCCGGCUGCUGCGGAGAGAGUGAGGAAGACUGAAGCUUAGCUAGUGAUUUAGGGUUUUUAGGGUUUGGGUUUUUGUUUGCUUGGUUUGGAUUUCGAAGUGGAAUACAUGAGUACAUGUAAGUUUGAGUUAUGAGUUGCUUCGGGUGCUUCGGUUCUCGCCGGAAAGAUGUUAGCAAGGUCGAAAUUGAUAAUGGUACUACUCGAUCCUCAGGUAGUGGAAGAGGAAGGGGACACUUUGAUGAUGCUGAGAGUGGGAAGGGAAAAGGGAAGGGUGGCAACAGUGCGCAGAAGAGUGUGGCAAGAAGUUUCACAUUUCGCGAACUUGCAGCAGCCACUAAGGGAUUUAGGGAAGUGAAUUUGAUUGGGGAAGGGGGCUUUGGAAGGGUUUACAAAGGUCGGCUUGAAGCAGGCCAGGUUGUUGCGAUCAAACAACUUAAUCAUGACGGUCUUCAAGGAUUUCAGGAAUUCAUCGUGGAGGUUCUCAUGUUAAGCCUACUACACCAUACUAAUCUCGUCACCUUGAUCGGCUACUGUACUGAUGGAGAUCAAAGACUCUUAGUCUAUGAGUACUUGCCGAGGGGUAGCUUGGAAGAUCAUCUUUUUGAUCUGAAUCCUGAUCAAGAGCCACUUAGUUGGGAUACUCGAAUUAAGAUAGCUGUUGGUGCAGCACGGGGCCUUGAAUAUCUUCACUGCAAAGCUAACCCACCUGUUAUCUACCGUGACUUGAAAUCAGCAAAUAUAUUGUUGGAUGAUCAUUUCAAUCCAAAGCUUUCAGACUUUGGACUUGCUAAGCUUGGGCCUGUGGGAGAUAACACCCAUGUUUCAACCAGAGUUAUGGGAACCUAUGGAUACUGUGCACCAGAAUAUGCUAUGAGUGGCAAGUUGACUCUUAAAUCUGAUAUUUAUAGCUUUGGUGUGGUUAUGUUGGAGUUGAUAACUGGCAAGAAGGCUAUUGACAGCACUAAGAAGCAAGGAGAACAGAACCUAGUAGCUUGGUCUCGUCCAUUCUUGAAAGACCGAAGGAAGUUUGUCCAGUUAGUCGAUCCUUUAUUGCAAGGAAGAUUCCCGGUUCGUUGUUUGCAUCAUGCAGUUGCUAUUACUGCCAUGUGUCUUCAAGAGCAACCAACUUUCCGCCCUCUUAUCAGUGAUAUUGUUGUAGCACUUGAAUACUUGGUUUCACAGAACAACAAACCGGGCAAAGCUGAGGUUCAUAGUCCCAUUUCUUCAUCACCGUCGCAGAAGUACAGGGAUACCUUUUCUCGGGAAUCAGAUUGUAGAAUGAGUUCAACUUCUAGCUAGAAGUUCUUGGGUGCAACCUGCUGAAACACUCCAAUUGAUGUGGCUAGCCUUGUGAGACUCAGAAGGAAAGAAACACCUGAUAAGUUCCAGAUACCAAAUGUACACAUAUGAAGAGUUGGUAUGUAAAUGGACAUCUAUGUAUAUAUGUACACUUGGGUUUGGAUAUGUGGCUUUUUGAUAAAUUUAAAUUCGUGUUCAUGUGGCUGUUUGAGUUAGAAAGCAUCUUCUAUUGUUGCUAGACCUAUGUCAUCAAAAGUACUGAAAAUGAGAUUUUUGUUUUCCAUAGAGUAUUUGGAAAUGGGGAUCAGUGGUUUUUGAAUCCAUGUUAUGUUAGAUUACCAACGGU